This is a messenger RNA of Rotaria socialis, 1353 nucleotides long. NCBI's taxonomy places the organism in Eukaryota, Metazoa, Rotifera, Eurotatoria, Philodinida, Philodinidae. The record is from the annotation of a GenBank genome assembly.
AUGUCUCUCUUUCGAUAUAAUCGUAUACUAUUAUCGCCUUUAAUAUCAUCUAAACAAACAAGGUUGAUAAUCCCAUAUUAUCCAUCAUCAGUUAUAAUUCGUCAUGCCACAGAAAUUCGGUCACGAAAACCGGUACAAAAAGAUGUAAAAACGAAACAACGAAAAAAUACGGUGAAUCCAGUUGCUCAAAUAAAAAAGUUGGGCGAUAAAGCAGGGAAGAUACUUUCGAAUGAAAAUUUGGAAGCUAUUUAUAAUCGUUUCGAUCCACUUCGUGAAGAUAUGUCAAAAGAUCCAGCUUUUCUUGAUGAAUUAGCAACAGUUAAAAAUCCUCUACAAAAUAUUGUUCAAUUAAAAGAUAAUGAUAUUCGAUUUAGUAAUCGUGUUAUGAAAGCAAAAAGUCGUCAAGAACGUUACAAAAAAGGUUAUAUUCUACUUGAAGGAAAACGUCUGAUAGGUGAUGCAAUUCAAGCCGGUGCUGAUCUUUUAACAAUCUUUGUUACCGAUCGAAAAAUUCUUGAUACAAUCGAUUUCUCAACAACAGAUCUCAAUUUUACUGCUUAUCAGAUUUCAUCAAGUGCAUUUCGUAUUUGGUCUGAUGUACAAACCAAUCAAGGUGUUAUGGCAAUAUUUGCAAUGCCACGAGCAGAUAGUUGCUCAUUUCCACAACGAAUAACUCUGCCGAUCACUGUUGUUUGUGAUAAUGUGCGUGAUCCGGGAAACAUGGGAACAAUCAUUCGUACAUGUGCUGCUGUUGGUUGUGAUCGUUUAAUUGCGCUUAAAGGUUGUGUAGAUAUUUGGGAUCCAAAAGUAAUUCGUUCGGGCAUGGGUGCACAUUUUCGUUUACCUAUGAUCAAUGAUGUCGGAUGGGAAACUAUUGCUAAUCAUGUACCAGAAAAUAGUAAAGUUUAUCUUGCUGAUCAUAAAUAUUCGGAUGAAGAAAAACCUACAAAUCAUGAUAUCGAUGAUCCAUCAAAAAAGAUGUUUGAAGAAAUGCUUGAAAAACGAAAAGAAAUGAAGCGUACAAAUACAGCAGAAGAUCGUUCAUAUUCAUCAUCGAAUAAUCGUUUUUUACCAUUAUAUAAAAAUAUUCCUAUUGAUUAUCUUUCAAUGUGGAAAGCAUUUUCAAAUGUAAAAUCAACAGAUCAUACAACAAUAAUUAUUGGUGGUGAAACUGAAGGUAUUAGUCUUCAAGCAAGAAAAUUAACGGUUGAACUGAAUGGUAAACGGGUUUAUAUACCAUUAUUAAAUGACGUCGAAAGUUUAAAUGUUAGCAUUGCAUUAAGUGUUAUCUUAAUGGAAUUAAGAAAAUCUUAUGAAGAUAUUGUUCAAAAAUCAUUUUCCAUUAAAGAAUGA